Messenger RNA from Trypanosoma rangeli, 1467 nucleotides. RefSeq lists its product as uncharacterized. The record is from RefSeq and is a predicted model, not a curated record. The coding region runs from base 1 to 1467 and encodes 488 amino acids. Lineage: Eukaryota; Euglenozoa; Kinetoplastea; Trypanosomatida; Trypanosomatidae. The transcript has a single exon.
AUGGCUGGCCGUGUGCUGUUGGUGUGUGCCCUCUGCGUGCUGUGCUGCUGCGGCGGCGGUGUCGGUGCGUGGGGUGGCGGCCACUGCACGGAGAGUGACUGGAGGGACUUGAGGGCGGUCGCGAGGGACAUGACGGAGGCGGAGAUUGACGGGCAGUACUGCGGCCGCAAGCCGGAGUUUGUGCAGCGGCUGCGGGCGAGUCUGCAGUCAAACGGUGAAGAUUCUGAUGAGGAAGUAACUGGUGGUGACAGGAGUAACACCAUUCAAGUUCCGGAAGGUGGAGUUGGAACUCCUGGCGAAGGACAGGCAGGAUCUUCUCAAGCGGUUGGGUCUCAAAAAGUAGUGCAGCCGCACGGUCCCACCCAGGUGCAGGAUGGUAGUUUGCAGUCAGUUGGCCCCAAAGGCAAUGCUGAGGAACCAACAAAGAAAGAAAAAGAUGAAAAAGCAAGUGAUGCUGACCCUGCCAACGAAAGCUCACAAGAUCAACAGCAGGAGGGUCCGCAGGAGCCAGACUCCAAAGGACCACAAACGCUACAAACACCUGUUCCACCGGCAAAUACUUCCACAGAUGUCUCGAAGGAUUCAGUGAAAAACGGCGAAUCGGGUGGGAGUGACACAUUAAAAACAGUCGUCGACAGAAGUGGGAAGGAGGAUUUGCAAAAUAAUGCAGAUGUCGUCAAAGGUUUAGAAGGAGAAAAAAAUGGAAAUUCGGAUACACAGAAACUGCUGCAGCCAACAUUGCAGAAAGAAGUAAAACAGAAAACUUCACUGCCAAACUCUCAACCAGCCCUACCACACUCAGCUACUUCUACUGGAGGAGGAGGAAGUGAAGCUCCAGUUGGAAGCUUGAUGGAAUCAUCAAACUCUGUUGAGACAACACCAGUGCUGCAGGCACCAGAAACUAAUGUGGGACAAGCAGCAUCGGAUCCAUCAUUACGGACACAAGCAGCACCGGCGACGACAAGCCCCACACCAUCUCGCAAAGUUCAGCAGACGACAACGAUGAAUGGGGGAAAGAAGGAAAGCAAAGAUAAGAAGAAACCGGACGACGCUUCACCGAAAGAAGAAUCUCAAGAUGAGGAACAAGAAGCUGCAGGCAUAUCAAACCCCACGCACAAUGCACCUUCCGGAAAUGCAGUGCAAACAACAUUACCAUCUUUCCCUGCACAUGAUGAUGGUGCUACCAGCAGUCUGACUGGACCUCCAACUGAGAAGGGAGCCGAAGACACCACGGAGUUCGAUGCAACUCGUGCACCUGCAGACAGUGAAGCCUCAGCACCACCUGCAGCGGCCGCUACCAAAACAAAUAAUCCCGCAACACCGCCAGCCGCCUCCAACACCAAUAAUGCGACGAAGGUGACGCAUGGGGACAGUGACAGUGGCACAGCGGCCUCGCACUGCACCUCCCCCUUUGCGCUUCUUCUGCUUUUUGCGUGUGCGGUGGCUGCUGCGAUGACGGCGGCGUGA